UGCGCCGCCAAGCAAAUCCACGGCUUCUUCCACGCGGAAGGAGUGAACAAAACUGGGGCACGCGAAAACGUCUCACCUGAGUUCAUCAAGGAGUGCAAAAUGAUGAGCAAUCUUCGCCAUCCGCACAUAGUCCAGUUCCUAGGAAUAUGUAUUCUUCCUGUCUUGGGAACACCGACACCGUUUAUGGUCAUGGAAAGCAUGGUCACUAGCCUUCAUGACUUCCUGGAGCCAGCGAUUGAAAACCAGCCUUCUCGUGAGUCCCCUAAGCCAUGUAGCCCUAUUCCACUGAGUAUGAAACGUUCAAUUCUGCACGAUGUGGCAAGCGGUUUGACCUAUCUCCACAAGCAGUCCAUCAUUCAUCGAGAUUUGUCUGCCAGGAAUAUUCUCCUGAAUUCAGGGAUGGUUGCAAAGAUAGCAGACCUGGGCAUGGCUCGCACUUUCGCUCUCAAAGGAACAGCAGCAUUAAUGACAAAGGCGCCAGGGGCCAAUGUGUACAUGCCUCCUGAGGCCCUGGAGAGCUCUCGAGGGGAACCUAUAGGCAGAAAGCCAUGUACAACUCAAGUAUAGACAUAUUUUCCUUUGGAGUUUUGUCAAUUUUUACAUUGAGUCAGACCUUCCCCUGUGACCUGCUCUCUCCCAAGUAUCAGAAGGACAGCAAACUUAUUACUCGAACAGAACUAGAAAGACGUGACGAAUACAUGCAAAUAAUCUACUGUCAGUUCCCCAAAACCCACCCUCUCAUUCUCAUGAUAGAGAGGUGUUUGAAUUUCCCUGAAAAACGACCUAGCAUUCAUGCCAUACGGGAUAUGCUCAAAAAAGAGGAAAAAGACAAGUCUGUCUCAAUGAAUCCAUUGGAACUGUACCGAGCUCUUGAGGCUCCGCAGACAAAGAAGGAAAGAGAUGCAAAGACUGCUGAACAACGUUUGGCUCUUGAAGAGAAAGUUAAUGUCCUUGAGGCUGAAAGGGAGAGAAAGGAUGAAGAACUCCAGUUGAUGAAAGAACAAGUGAAAGCACUGACCACUGAAAAUGUGUCACUAUCAGAGAAACUGCGCCAGUUUCAAAGCAAAAGCAAUAAAGCUGCAAAACAAACAGAGGAACUGAAGAAAGUCGCGGCAGAAAGAGAUGAGCUUAAAUUUCUCCUUGAGGCUACACAAGCCCAGGCAAAGAUGUAUGAGGAGGACUUCAAGACAGAGCGAGAGGAUAGGGCGAGAGCAUUUUCAGAGAGAGAGAAGGAAGGAGAGAGAUAUCGAGAGGGAAUUGAGCAUCUCCAGAUACAACUCAAUAUCUCCACGGAAACGCAGAAGGAAUUAAUGAAGGCCAUGGAUGACCUGGUUCAGGCCAAAACCUCCGAAGUUGAAACGUACAAAAAGCAACAAGAUGAACUAUUGGCCAAGGUUUCAACUCUUGAAAGUGAGAUCAAAGAAUGUGCAAAAAAGCAGGGAGGUGCAAGACAGGAGAGAGUGAUGACAAGAGGGAAAUCAAAGAGCUCACAGGAAGAAGGUAAGGACGCAGACCAUGUGCAUGGUGACUUGGAAAAGCACUACAAGGCAAAAUCCAAAGCAAGGAAAGCCGAGUUGAUAAGGAUUGUAGCAGCGCAUGGCAAAGCAAGACAGGAAUUGUUGGAGGUGAAGAAGGAGAAAGAGAAAACUGGCACUAAAGUGAGCGGUGACAGUCCUGUUGCCAGCUCUGAGCUAAAUGAGCUCUGCAGAUAUCUCAAGAAUGAAAACGAGGAGCUCAAGGAUCAGAUAAGUGCUGUGAUGAACACGAAUCAGCACCUACAUCGCUGUAUAUCAGCUCUAGCAGAGAAUGACAAUGGAGGUUCCAGUGAACAGGUUAUUCUAUAUCCCAUCUCAUGCCCAGACAUUUUACCCACUGUGGAAAGGAGUGUCGAUAACAUUCCUACACUUUCCCUGGUCCUAGUAUGUAGCUACCCACUGUUUUUAAGUUUUAUUCACACUCAGACUGCAGUAGCUUCAAUGUACACUCGAAGAUUCUGCCUUGGUCCCAGGGAACGCUUCUGAAUACAGAAUACAUGACACUGCAGUAGCUAAAUGCAGCUAUGAGGCUAAACACAAACAGGUGCUUUAUCACGAGCCUUUAUUUCCCAGGAGUGUAGCGUUAUCUAUUACGCUUUGCUGGCUGGGUUGAAAUCAUGUUCAGCAGACAAUAAAUUCUUAGCAGGACCUUUCUAUCACCUUACACAAGAUUAGCCGUUGAUUAGUGACACGAUCUGAUGAUAUUUCGACCAAAAAAUCUCAAUUGUCUGGGAGCUCCCACAUGAUGAAACACUAGGUUCUGUCACCUCUGAAAUGUCAACCAUGCGCCUAGCUUCACCCAAGCAAACUCAGACAACUAGCCCUGCCCAGCCAACUGGAAAACACUACACCAUACCAGGAGCUACUGCUAGUACUGUCAAGACCAACAUACAACAUGCUGACUAUGUUAAUCAGAGUCGAAUCCAGGAGAUGAUAAACCAGCGCCAAAUUAGUCCCACUGACAGGUGUCUCAUCCACAACCAAGUCAACCAGCAGUAGACCACGUUCAAGCACAUUCUCUGGGACCCCUCUUUCUGCCCAACCCACCAGAGCACAAUUCAUUCCACGCUAUCCUAAUAUAACACAAGCGACUGCUGCUACUCCAGACUAUGUAAACCAGAGCACAAUCCAGGAGAUGAUUGCCAAAAGUCAGCAGUCUAGUGCACUCUCUUCAUCUCCACCUGAUGUUAGCUCUCUUCCUGCUCCAAUCAUGAUCUUCACUGAAGACUCUACUAACACAACGCCACCUGCUGUUCCAGGGAGUAUGCCACCAUCUGGUGCUAGUGGUG
Molecule: messenger RNA, 2824 nt
Organism: Geodia barretti
Lineage: Eukaryota; Metazoa; Porifera; Demospongiae; Tetractinellida; Geodiidae
Source: the annotation of a GenBank genome assembly